Cornus florida is the source of this 5055-nucleotide messenger RNA. RefSeq names its product auxilin-like protein 1. NCBI's taxonomy places the organism in Eukaryota, Viridiplantae, Streptophyta, Magnoliopsida, Cornales, Cornaceae. The coding region runs from base 231 to 4823 and encodes 1530 amino acids. The transcript has 8 exons. Gene Ontology annotation, molecular function: clathrin binding. The record is from RefSeq and is a predicted model, not a curated record. Gene Ontology annotation, cellular component: cytoplasm; intracellular membrane-bounded organelle; vesicle. Gene Ontology annotation, biological process: clathrin-dependent endocytosis; clathrin coat disassembly.
AAAUACAGUACCAAGUUUCAAAAAAUGGAAAAAGUCCUCUUUCGUCAUUUCAACAAAAUUCCCACUUCAAUUCCCAUCGUGCUCCCCUCACUCUCUCUCUCUCUCUCUCUCCCCUCUGGUCUUCCUCCUCUUCCUUUCUGACUCUGCAAAUUCUGUAGAGAGAUAGUGAAAGCAGGUUAGUGAGAGAAAACAGACAAAACAAAAAACCCUAGAGAGAAUACUCCAUUUUCAUGGAAAAUCUCUCGCACUCUCUUUCCCGGAAAGCUUACAAUGCCAAUGGCUUCGCAGCUCAGACCAUCUACACCGACGUUUUCAGAGGCCCGCCCAAGUUCGGAGCCUCCACUCUCUCUCCUCGGGUCGAAGACUACACUGAGAUCUUCGGUAGCUUUCGCGCCUCCCGAGCUUCGUCUAUCCCCAUUCUGGAUCUUCCGGUGGUUCAAGAAUCGGAUGCUUCUUUCGAUGUUCGGAGCUUUGACUACUCUCAAGUUUUCGGCGGUUUCAACGGCCUAGAUUUCGCCGUCUCUUACCAAGAAGUUUUCAGCAAAUCAAACAGUGGAGAUGAUUCGUCAGAGGAUGCUUGGACUCCAGCAGCAAGUGGAUCGUUGUCGGAUGAGUCGGAUCCUUUUGUCCUUGGUGAAAAUAAUCAAAGCUCGUUAAAUGAGGACUCUGGCGAGUCAUCUGUUGAAUGUAAGCAGUUCAAUAUAUCAUAUAACAAGGCCAAUCAAAGAUACAAGGAAGAUGUGGCAAAUGGGAUGACACAUGUAACUCAAUUACAUGCUGUUCCUGGAUUUACUUAUGUAGUUAAUGGAACUUCGCAGAAGAUAGAAGAUGAGAUUCCACCUUUAGAGGUACUUGAUGAUCUUAAUCUCAGCAUGGAUUUUAGCAGGGGAAUGAAGGAAGGAAAAGUAUUCAGAAAAACUAUGUCACUCCCCCCAAACUGUACUUCCAGCUUGCAGACAUUUGGAAGUGAUCACAAACUUCCGAAAGGAUAUGGAAAAACCAAUUCUUUUCCUAAUGAGCCCUUUUUAACUCUCUCUGAUAUCAGCCUCAGAACUCGGCCCUCUCAUUUGCCACCACCCUCAAGGCCACCACCUGCUUUAUCCAUGAAAGAGGGGGAUUGUGAUAGACAGAACUCAAAACUCACUUACUCCAAAAGUUAUGCUUUUGAAAGAAAGGCAGAUGAUGGUUCUCCACCUUUCCUUGAUGUGGAGGUAGAUGCAAGUUCAUCUGCCGUGGCCUCUGCUGCGGCUAUGAAAGAUGCAAUGAAAAAGGUUCAAGCAAAACUAAAAAGUGCAAAAGAACUAAAGGAAAGAAAGAAGGAGGGUCUUCAAUGCUGUAUGAAGCUGGGCUUGAAGAAUGAUCUAAAAGACGAGGAGGAAAAGCCGAACAAGAGUUUGGAUGGAUUGAACAGUUUUAAAGAUGUGAGAAAGCAGGGAACAUGUGAAAGUGAAUGCAGUGAAGUAGAAGCCUUUGCUGGGGACGAAAAGCCAAAAGUAAUGAAGUCGAGCCAGGUAGUUUCAGAUUACAUAGAGGGGGAAAGAAAUAUAAACCUAGGUAAAAAAUAUACAAAGGAAAAGCAUGGGAAGGAGUUUAGAUCAUCUACAGCAUCUCACAGAAGUGAAAGAACUGUUGCAUGGAGAGAAGGAACACAAUUUUAUGAAGUUGUUGAGACGGAUGAACCCAAAACAAACAUUGAGCAGGCAAAGGAUGAAAAGAUUUCCAUGCAAAAUAAACAGUUUCAUGAGCAAGGACAGGAGAAAAAAGCAGCCAAGGGAGCAUUUGAGCUGCAGAAAGACGGUAAUAGGAAAAAUAAAGCAGCCAGGGAUGCUCACAUAUGGAAGGGCAGUGUAAAUAAAUUAGAAGUGGCUGAAGGGGCUUGUAAAUUGGAUGAAGACAAGGGGAUGUCAGAAGCAACUAGAGAGUCGUGCUUGAAAGGGCAACAUGGGAAGAAAGUAGAAGUGGCUGAAGAGGUUUGUGGACGGAAACAGAAUGUGAAGAAACCUACAAUCAUCCAGCUGCAAGGAGACAUUGAGAAGAUACUAACUGAAGCUGAUAUAUGCGAAAAACAUGAGAGCCUGACACAAGUUCAACGGAAAGAGAAUGAACGGGAAGUUACACAAAAACUAAGAGAUGCUAAUGGAAGAACAGAAAACGAGAAAAGAUUUGGGAAUGCUCAUGAAAGGAAAGAAAAUGAAAGAAGGCAUAAAGAAAUGCUUGAGAGGGAAAAAUAUGAGAAAAGACUUGGAGAGGCUAUUGAGCAAGCAGACAGUGAGAAGAGACUAAAAGAAGCUCUAGAGCGGGAAGAAAAAGAGAAGCAGCAACAAGAAGCUCGUGAAAGAGAAGAACAUUUGAAGAGACAGAAAAAGGCUCUUGAGCAGAAAGAGAAUGAGAAGAGAUUAAAAGAGGCUUUCGAGCGGGAAGAGAAUGAGAAGAGACUAAAAGAGGCUUUUGAGCAGGAAGAAAACGAGAAGAGACUCAAAGAGGCUUUUGAGCGGGAAGAAAAUGAGAAGAGACUCAAAGAGGCUUUCGAGUGGGAAGAAAAUGAGAAGAGACUCAGAGAGGCUCUCGAGCAGGAGGAGAAUGAGAAGAGACUUAAAGAGGGUCUAGAGCGGGAAGAGAAUGAGAAGAGAUCAAAAAAGGCUCUUGAGCAAGAAGAGACUGAGAAGGGAUUAAAAAUUACUAUUGAGCACGAAGAGACCAAGAAAAAGCAAAAACUGGCUUCUGAAAGAGAAGUCCAUGAGAAAAGUCUAAUGGGAGAGAACAAGAGCGAACUGAAAAGGGACCUUGAACUGGAAGAAAAUGCGAAGAAACAAAAAGAGGCUUAUGAAAGAGAAGAAAAUGAGAAGAUGCAGAAUAAGACUCAUGACAGAGAAGAGAAGAGACUUGAAGAAGCUUGGGAGCAAGAAGAAAAUAAGAAAAUAUCACAAGUGACUCAUGAAAGAGUCAAAAGUGAUAAGAUAUUAAGAGAGGCUUUCAACCAUGAAGAAAUUGACAAAAGAUCAGAGGAGGCAAGUGAAAGGGAAGAAACUGAGAGUAGGAGUAAAAGUGCUGGUAAGCAGGACAAAUUGAAGGGAAGGAGCAAAGAUCAUGAGCAAAUUGACAGGGACAAAGAUGAGAGUAAAAAAUUGCAUCAAGAAACUUGUGUACACAAGGAGGGGGAGAAUUUGAAGGCAUCUAAUGGGCCAUGUAAGCUGGAUAACAAUAAGAAACUACAACCAACUCAAGUAUGCCGUGAACAUGAUAAAAGCAUUGGAAAACUGAAGGAGACCGAAGAGGCCCUUUCAUGCGAAGGGGAUAGAAUCAUGAGGACUGAACCUGAAGAUACUGAAAAGGGACGGGAAGCAAUUGGAGUGGAGAAUGAGCUGGUUGAAGAAAGAUUCAACUCAUGUUGCAUGGUUCAUGAUGAAUUGCAAUAUGAAAAGAACCAACUCAGAAUGGAAGAUACUGAGAACUCACUUCGUGGGCAAGAAAGUGUGACAAAAUCAGGUGAAGCUGACAUUGGCAUUGGACAAACACACAUUGAAAGAAAGAAAAAAGCUUCUGAAAUGGUAUCUGAUCCAGAGAGUCUGACUAUAGCCGCACGUGAACGCGGAGAAAGAGGGACCCAUAUCAAGGAGGAUCAAGUCAUCUUUGACCAAGAAGAAAGCGAGGAUAAAUUGAUGUCAUGGCAAGUGGUCAAAGAGUGGGUUGAAAUUAAUGAAAGGAGAAUGGGAACUGCUCAGCCAACUGUGUCGGAAGGAAAAAGAAACGCACAGAAAGUUAGCACAUACCAAAAAGAAGAAAGAAAAGAGAAGAAUAUUAAUGAGGCUCCCACACCAGAAGAGAGAGAAAAAGAAGAAAGGAUGAAAAGGGAAAUAGAGCUGGAACAGGAUCGCCUAAAAAAGAUAGAGGAAGAGAGGGAAAGAGAGAGGGAAAGAGAAAAGGACCGGAUGUCUGUUGAAAGAGCAACCCAUGAAGUUCGUGAAAGGGCAUUUGCUGAAGAACGUGAGAGGGCAGAAAGAGCUGCUGUGGAGAGAGCAACUGCUGAAGUUCGACAAAGAACAAUGGCAGAGGCCCGAGAAAGAUUAGAGAAGGCAUGUGCGGACGCUAAGGAGAGGUCAUUAGCUGGGAAAGCAUCUAUGGAAGCCAGGCUUAGGGCAGAGCGCGCUGCAGUAGAGAGAGCAACUGCAGAGGCUCGAGAGCGUGCUGUUGAAAAAGCAAUGUCCGAGAAGGCUGCUUUUGAGGCACGUGCACGGAUAGAAAGAUCAGUUUCUGAUAAAUUCUACGGUUCUUCCAGAGAUGGUGUAAUGAGACAAUGCUCUUCAUCCUCUGACCUGCAAUUUCAGAGAGGGGGGCUUUCAAAUGGAUCAAAAUACUCAUAUUCUUCAGUUCAUUGCGGUAUGGGAGUUGAAGUUGAAACGGCUCAGAGGUGUAAAGCUAGGUUAGAGAGAUAUCAGAGAACAACUGAACGUGCUGCAAAAGCUCUAGCAGAGAAGAAUGUGCGUGAUCUUCUUGCUCAAAGAGAGCAAGCAGAGAGAAAUAGAUUAGCUGACGUUCUGGAUGCUGAAGUCAAGAGAUGGUCAAAUGGGAAGGAAGGGAACCUGCGUGCAUUGCUUUCAACCCUGCAAUAUAUUCUUGGGCCUGAUAGUGGUUGGCAGCCAAUCCCCUUAACUGAAGUUAUUACUACCGUAGCUGUAAAGAAAGCUUACAGGAAAGCCACUCUUUGUGUUCACCCCGAUAAAUUACAACAACGGGGUGCAAGUAUUCAGCAGAAGUACAUAUGUGAAAAGGUUUUUGAUCUUCUGAAGGAAGCUUGGAACAAAUUUAACUCGGAAGAACGGUAGCUGAUGCUUAUCUACUAUGUCUGCAGAAGGGCAUACAAGAUUUGAUGUGAUAGCACAUCCUGUAAUUUAUACAGCUAGCUAGUAAAUUCCUCUAUAUAUGUCUAAUAUCUCUCUCUCUCUCUCUCUCUAUAUAUAUAUAUAUAUAUAUUCAGAAUGUAAGCUUCAACAACAUGGAAAUUGGCAGGAAAGAAUUGUUAUUGAAAGAAAAGUGGGCAGCUCUUUUUUGUACUUA